Molecule: messenger RNA, 1869 nt
Organism: Parnassius apollo (apollo)
Lineage: Eukaryota; Metazoa; Arthropoda; Insecta; Lepidoptera; Papilionidae
Source: the annotation of a GenBank genome assembly
AUGAGCUCAAGCAGUGAGGAAAGUGAUGUGCGUAGCGAUGCUGGUCCGUCAAGAGCUAAAAAGAAAUAUCGGCAACAAUUCCGUGAUGAAUGGCUUCAAUUACAAGACUACCGUAAGUGGUUAAAGCGUGAUAAAAAGUCGAUUUAUAAAUGCAUUUGCACUGUUUGCGAUUCUUCUUUGAUUGCCGAUCUGGGUGCUAUUAAAAGACACAGUGAAGGUGCUAAGCAUAAACUUCGUCUUCCUGCCCUAUCGCAUGUGCGUACCAUUGAUAAUAUUUUUAAAAGUCAGCAACGCGCAAGUGAUGAUGAUCAGCGGAAAAUUACAGAAUUAAAAUUAUCGGCUUUUAUGGCAGAACAUAAAAUAUCGCACAUAGUGAUGGAUCAUCUCGUUGAUUUACUUCCAAAAGCUUUUCCAGAUUCUAAAAUCGCAAGUAAUAUCAAACUUAAACACACUAAAUUACAAGCAAUAAUAAAUAACGUUAUCGGGGCUUCUGAAGGAGAAUGUUUAGUCGAAGAUUUAAAACGCGAAAAGUUCUCUAUAAUGGUAGACGAAAGUACCGAUGUUGCCAGUGUGAAAACAAUGUGUGUUGUAGUUGUAGUCAAAUAUUAUGAUCCUAAUUUAGGACGUAUCGUCAGUCGAUUCUGGGACCUUAUUCAAAUAUUUGAUGACAAAAAAGCUGGAACGUCUGGUGGUUCCGACGCUUGCAAAGAAUUGCCCCACGAUGCAGAAAAACUGACUCGAAUGAUAUACAAUUACUUCAAAAAUAGUAGCAAACGUCAAGCAGAGUUAAAGGAAUUUCAAGUAUUUACAGACACUAACAUACACAAAUUGCUACGUCCAGCCCAAACGCGUUGGUUGUCUCUUUCCAGUGUUGUGAACAGAAUUAUGGAGCAAUGGGACGCUUUGCGAUUGUACUUUGACGAUAAAUGGCUGGAAGACCAAGAUUGCCAAGCCAUUCAUAUUCUUUUGAAUGAUCACAUCAUCAAGGCAUAUUUUUAUUUUUUAUGUUGGAUGUUGCCAAAGUUUACCCGCGUCAAUGUAUAUUUUCAAAGCGAAGAUCCGGUUAUUAUAGAAGCCCAUAACAAAAUGAAAGAGCUAUACAGAGAACUCUUAUCCUUAUACAUAACUCCGAAUCAUUUAAAGAACACCCCACUCGACGCAAUUGACCCUACUGAUAGUCAACAUUACAUAAAUCUGAAAAAUAUAUACCUGGGAUUGGGUGUUGCUAAUCAAGUUGCUGUCCCAGAGCUACAUGUAAGUACCGAAGAAGUUACAGUGAUGAAACAGAAAUGCCUGAAUUUUAUCGUUAAAGCAUGCGUGGGUAUUCGGAAAAGAUACAGUUUGAAUGACCCAGUUUUGAGCUCAAUCGCAAAGUUGGAUCCCGAUUCUUGCUUAUCUGAUAAUAGACUACAGUCUUUGUCUUCGCUGUUCCCAGUGCUGCCAAGGCUUAAACCCCAAACUUUAAAUGAUCAACAGACGUUAGAUGAUGAAUGGAGAAAUUUAAUGUUGACUGCGGAUGAACAACAUUUGAAUACAAAUCAACCAGCAGACGUGUUUUGGCAUCAGUUGUCUCAAAUCAAAGAUAGCAACGGAGAUAAUAAAUAUCAUUUUCUGCCUCGUUUUAUGCUCCAAGUUUUAUCGUUGCCUCACUCGAACGCUGAGUGCGAACGAAAGUUUAGUGAAAUAAAUAAUAUAAAAACAAAGCAGAGAAACUGUUUAGUCACAAAUACCAUCAAAGGCAACAUGCUAGCUCAGCAAGCCAUUCGGCGGACUUCCGAAAAUUGCGUGAAUUUUAAUCCAACUAAGGAAAUGAUUUCAAGGAUGACAGCAAAGAUUUAUGAAAAUCAUGAGCAAAUUGUUCUGGAAUAA